AUGGACGAGUUCAGCAGAGAUCCCUGUCCGUUUCGUAUCGUCAGUGAUUGUGGAGCUGCAUUUGCUAUGGGUACUAUCGGUGGUAGUGUUUUACAUUUUUACAGAGGUUAUCGUAACGCCCCUUCGGGUUAUACAAAAAAACUAGUAAGCGCAAUGGUUAACAGUCGUCAACGUGCACCAAUCACGGGUGGGGGGUUCGCUAUAUGGGGUGGAGUGUUUACAGCUGUCGAUUGCUCUUUAGUUCUUGCUCGUCAGAAAGAGGAUCCGUGGAACUCGAUCACUAGUGGAGCUAUAACCGGAGCCGCUUUGGCUGUUCGUCAUGGUCCAACAGCUAUGGUCGGUCAAGCAUUUGUUGGUGGUGUUAUAUUGGCAAUUAUCGAGGGGCUUGGAAUCAUGAUAAAUAGAUUCGCUCCUAUGCUAAUGCAAGCUCCGCCAGACGCUGUAUCAAAUCCACAAAACGAUCAGUCAUCAAGUCCAGGAAGCUCGUCUGGUAGUGGUGGGAGUGGGUUUUACGACUUUUUUGGUUCCACACAUUCAUCUUCAGAGGGAACUGCUGCAGAAUCUGCUAGUACAGUAUCACCGAAAUCUGGAUUUAUAUUUCAAUAGGUCUACCACUUUGUUGUAUAAUUCAAUAGUGGACUUUGUUUACUGUCUUCCAUUCAUGCUUGUGUAUAUAAAAAUAAACACGUUAGUGCAUUAUUCAAUAAUAGCGACAACAAUAGGGAUCCUCGUAGUUCAUCAGCAUUCCCAUCUAUAUUCAUUCUGCUUUUAUUAGUAAUGUUUUUUGCUUUUUAAUUAUUACUUCAUAUUAGUUAUGUAAAAAGAAAGUUAACUCUUAUGACAGUGUAUACAUUGAUCUACUUCACUGUUGUUUAAAAACAUUUUCAGAGUGUUUAAAUACUUCUAUUGUCAACUUCAUCCUACUUCUGUCAACUUUGC
Schistosoma curassoni is the source of this 939-nucleotide messenger RNA. The record is from the annotation of a GenBank genome assembly. NCBI's taxonomy places the organism in Eukaryota, Metazoa, Platyhelminthes, Trematoda, Strigeidida, Schistosomatidae.